Messenger RNA from Aegilops tauschii subsp. strangulata, 2202 nucleotides. RefSeq lists its product as uncharacterized. Gene Ontology annotation, molecular function: protein binding. Lineage: Eukaryota; Viridiplantae; Streptophyta; Magnoliopsida; Poales; Poaceae. The record is from RefSeq and is a predicted model, not a curated record.
AUGCAGCAGGUCGGCGUCGGCACUGCCAGCACCCAGCCACUCGUCGCGUCUCCCCCGCCUCCCAGAAGCCACGCCGGAGACGAUCCCCGCCGCCGGCCUGCCCAGGCCCAGAUCUGGGCCGAGUGGACGACACCAGAUCGCGCCGCCACGCCGCCCAGCUAUCCGCCUGCGUCGCACCACGGAGCCCCGCCGCCACGCCAGACCGUCGCCGCCGAAGUGCACCCCCCGGAGCAGCUCCGCCCGCGCCGGAGAGCGACCGGGAGGGGAAGGGCAGGGAGGCCGCCGCCACCAGCAGCCCCGGGGCCAGGCCGGCUGCGGGCGCCGGCGACGGCGGCGGGAGGGAGGGAGGGAGGGGGGCUGGAGGGAGGAGGAAGGACGCGCGGCCGGCUGCGGGAAAUCGACAGGCCAAUCAAGCUGCCAGAUGACGUGCUGCUCAACAUCGUGGAGAGGAUGAGCACGCUCGACGCCAUUAGAACCUGCAUCAUCUCAAAGGAAACACUCAAGCUCCUGACGAUGCUGUCACAGAUCAUCAUCGUCAUUGGCACCACCGAACUGCUCCGAAUCAACGGCGUUGUGGCUGACGUGACCAGCAUGAUCCUGCGAACAAGGGCUCCGCAGAUCCCCAUACGCAACCUGAAGCUCAAGUUCAUCCUGAGAGGCGACGACCAUCUCAAGAUCGGCAGAUCUGUCGCCCUCGCCAUGGUGACGCAGGAGAUUGACGUGGCAGAGUUCGAGAUCCUGACGAACAAGGGUUCUUAUGAUUGCACUCGAGCGGAUCUCCUCUUCUUUGCAACUCAGUUCAAGGCUUUUAUUGGCGAGUGUCCAGAUGCAUUUGGUGGCCUCACACGGUUGCAUCUGCAGAAUCUGAGGUUUGGUGAGUCAGACAUACCAAACAUCCUCAUCACUUGCAAGCGGCUAGAAUCGUUGCAUUUUUUCUUGUGUGAUGCAGGGCCACGUUCAGUACUGAGCGUAGAACACGCUCGACUCAUCGAGCUUGAUAUCACCCAUGGGUAUUUCAGUACAGUAGAGCUUAAGUAUCUACCAAAACUCCAACGGAUGAGCUAUAAUAAUUGGCACUAUGCUAAGAACCCCCUGGUUCUUGGUUUUGUCCCUCAGCUUUCGGAGCUAGGCCUCGCUAAUGCUUAUGUUAAUACAGACAGAACCAUCAGAAUAAGCCAGCUGCUUAUUAAUGGCUCACUGAUACGCAGUAUGUAUUUGGACUUUCGAAGUGGAAAGAUUUGGGUUCAACCAGAAUGCCAGAAGUUGCUUGCGCCAGUGCUUGGCAAUCUACGUCUUGUGAAUCUGGAUAAUCUUCCUGAAGAAUGUGAUAUCGCUUGGACAUUGUUCUUUCUUGAAGCUGCACCGUCCCUAGAGGAGCUUUGCAUCAUAGUAUGGGAUCACAAGUGCCACAUAGAUUCACGACAGAGUUACUCCAAGAAAACGGAUUUGAAGUGGGAACCAUCCACCGCAGAUUUCAAGCACAAGAAUCUGGCCAAGCUUACCAUCCACGGCUUUGAGUCCAACGACAGCUUCACGAGAUAUGUCACGCACUUCAUGAAAGCAGCGGUGAACAUCCGGGUGGUAUCUCUGCACGACAAGAAAGUCUGCAAGCACUGCACUGGUAAAUUCAGUCAUGUCAAGGUUCGCCCUUCGAGCUAUCCACAAACCGAUGAGGAGAAAGACCUUUUGAGUAGGAAGAUUACAGGGUCGUUGGUGGCAACUUCUCAUGCUUAUGUUCUGUGUAGUGUUAGAGUUCAUCUUGCUUGUUACAUCGAGGAGUGUAGGGCUUUAGCCAUCGGGAGGGGUGACGAAGAUACUGAUCUUGCUCGUCACGGCAAUGAGGGUUAUUUGUAUGGUGUUCUGUUUAGUCAUGGUCGGGUGAUGAGCAAAUUCCAUGGUCCUUCCUGGGAAGGAUUGGUUAUUCCUAGUAUUGUUGUGAGGAGUUUGAAGGAGUUCGUGUCAAUUCCUAGGACUGUAGUUUUAACUCUUGGAGUUACUUUGGAAACUCGUGAUGAUGAUGAUAUAUAUGUGAGCACUCCUUGCUCCUACUUCAUUGGCUUGGGUAAUAGAAUGGUGUUCAAAGAGGAAGGGUUCAGUGAUUUUCUCCAGACAUCUUCUAUUGAAGUAAACAGCUUGGUGCUGAUAACUUUCAAAGAGCGUGAUGGGAGGCUUAUUGUUAUCUUCAAUCUUCUGUCGCGGUGA